Musca vetustissima is the source of this 1071-nucleotide messenger RNA. RefSeq lists its product as uncharacterized. Bases 1 to 1071 code for a protein of 356 amino acids. The record is from RefSeq and is a predicted model, not a curated record. The transcript has 2 exons. Lineage: Eukaryota; Metazoa; Arthropoda; Insecta; Diptera; Muscidae.
AUGAUAACGCAUUUAAAAAUUCUAUUAUCGUCCAUACUACUAUUUGCAGUUGCCCAUGCAUAUGACCCAGUUACUGCACCGCCACCACCGCCACUAUGUUCUACGCAUUGCAAUAUAAAAUCGGCUACUAUCUCACCAGAAAUUGUGAAUGAACUGAAAGAUUUCGAGCACUUAAUACCCGCUGCAAUAAUAGACGCUAUUGUGGCCAAACACUAUGUGAUCGACGGAGGUUUUCGUACGGCCCUAAAAUAUUUGCGAAGUAAUGAUUUUACACGCCUGCAAAAACAGUUACUUGAUGUACCCGAAAUUAUCUCCGUAUUGGAUUUUCUGCAUAUGACCAUUAAUGCAACAACGACGGAGACGAAGAACCAAAUGCCGGAAUCAUCAACGGCGGGAAUACCAUCAGCAUCAUUGCAGGAUGAUGAAACAGCAACAUCAUCAACGGUUAAUGAUAAUGGAAUGGACAGAAUACCCACUAAUACACUAACCACCACCGGCACUGACAACGUAGUAGUGGCCAUGCGUCCACGGGCUUUGCAUGCCAGGAUCAGAAAAGUGCUCGCACACAAAAGACCACAAUUAGAUGCAUUGGAGUAUGCUGACGAUGUCAGCCAUGGCUAUGGCGGUGGCAAUGCCGUUCUUGCCUCAGCGGAGCAACAGUCAUUAGUGGACAUUGUACUUUUGGACUCUAAGCUCAAUAUGCUAAGGGCAAACGAUGACCAGUUGAACACUGUUAGUGGCAGCGUUCAGGCUACCAUGGCCAGCGGUCAUCAUCAACAUCGUUAUCAAGAGCAUCCUUUGGGUUCAUUUACAUCAUUCGUUGAGGAAAUAUUAAGAGAGUUGCCACGACCAGAAUAUCAGCAUAUGAUUACCGAUAAAUACAUGAAAAAUGCAAAUUUUGCAAAUUUCUACAGAGCACUGAGAAGUGCGGAAUUUAAGCCACUGGUCGAAGAAGCAUUGAAAUCUUCUAAUAUCCAACAAAUAAUUAAGUUAUUGGCUUCUCACAGCAUUGAUGUCCAGGCGUUGAAACCAAUUGCCUUUCAAGUUAUUUCCUGGGGACCUAAUGUAUAA